CCCUCGUCACGGCAGUGCUUCCCUCUUUGUCGGUCUGAGCUCGUCUACGCUUUUCUCCCGACACACGGAUACAAAGAGAGGGACAGGACACAGAGUAAACAGCAUGAAGUAAAGACCGAGCAUUCGGAGAGAGUGGCGGCGGCAGCAGAGGGGCUCUGACCGGACUUCGUUACGGUCCAAGUCCUAACAUAGAUACUACCAGGCCUUUAUUCCCGGACUGGACACCGAUGUACGCACUUGAUUUUACCCAGCAGAGAGUCUCGAGACCAGGGGAAACGGGCGGAGUUUAUCGUGCAGGACUGUUGGGGCGUAGCAGAGGAUCAUGGAUAAAACUUUGCACAUUCUUCAGAAAGCCACAGAUGGUGUACCAACCGGCAUCUCCCUAGAUAUGAUGGACGAAGGGGAGGGUUUCACGGAACAGCAGAUUGUGGGGAUCCCAGACAAAAUACCUCUGGUGAAACCAUAUUUCAAGAAGAAGCAGAGGAAAUUAGACACCAAAUGUCUCCACCGUGCUCUGGAGGAUCCUAUACUGACCACUUUACUAAGCACAGACACUCUGGUGUCUGAGUAUGGGGUUUUUGUUCCCCGGAACCAGCCGAGUCGGACUCCAGUAAACUUGUGUGCAGCAGCUGUGGUGAAGCAGAACCGCAUAGGUCAGGUGUGUCUAAAAGACUCGGGAGCUGCUGACAAUGCCACAGCUGCUGCUGGAGUACCAGGGUUGAUGGCCCGGGACAGUGAUGUAGAAAUAGCUGAUACUACUGCAGAGCUAGAGGAGACUGAGCGAGGGGAGCGACCCAAGAUCACCGACUCGACCCCUGACAGCCGUUGCUUUCAGCUGAAACCUGCCCUCCGGGCGGCUGGGAAGACAAUAAAGCCCCCAGGCAGGGAUAUACCUCCUAUUGUUGCACCCCAGGCUCCUCACCAGGAGGGGCCCAUCAAAAGAAAUGACCUCUUAACCUCCGGGGCUAAAAACCUUGCAGUCAAAGAGUGCACUGGAGACCAGGACUCCCUUCCCCUCCUCCUCCAGCCUGACAAAGGAGUGCUAUUUCAGGAUAAAAGUGAAGAGGCCUCCCUGGACCUGGUUUUUGAGCUGCUCACUCAGCUCCAGUAUCACACACACCAAUCUGACUUGGUGGACAUUUGUGUGGAUUUCCUACAAGGACAGUGUGUUUAUGGCAAUGACUGUGCCCACCACCACACUGUCUUACCCUACCACUGGCAGAUCCACAGGACCAGUAGUCAGACGUGGCAAAGUGUAGCAGAUGACUCCCAAGAACAGCUGGAGAGACUUUACUGCAACCCUGACAAUGACCAAGUCAGGCUCAAGUUUCAGGGUAGAGUGUUUUCUCUCGACUUUGGCGUGAUGCGAGUGUGUGAUCUGGAGUUUGACCGAGUCAGACGACUGACCACUCCCUCCAGUCCUAUGCCCACGUCCACAACAAACCCAAAUCCCACCCCCAGCUGUCACACGGUGUGGAAGUACUACUGCAGAGAUAACUUUGGCUGGAGGGAAUAUUCUGAGCCGGUGGUGAAGCUCAUCGAGGAGGCGAGUUUGCGGGGUCUUAAGGAGGUGCGAUUUAUUACACUCCAGAACCAGUAUAUCCUCAAUAUCAAGGAGGGCUUCCAGCAGAAUGCCAUCUUCGGGUUCAGACGUCAGAUCAAGAAGCGGCCGAUGUUCAUGUCCUCUGUAAUGCUGACACCUCACCUACAGACACUGGGUGGCCUCUCUCCAUCUCCCCUCCCAUGUUCUCCCUCCUCUUUGUCCUCCUCAACAAUGGAUCUAACAGUGUCACAUCCCCUCUCGCCGACCAUCACCAACCCACCAAGCCUUUUUCCAGAAACGUGGUUGCCGAUGAUGUCGAACCAGGACUUCCUGCAGGUGCCAGUUUCACGUGAAGACCGCAGCUAUCGCACAGUGUACAGCCUUUUCCACAAGACCGUGUCGGAAACCAAGUUCAGGAUCCUCAAGAUCCUGCGUGUGCAGAACCCAUUCCUCUGGGAGAAGUAUAAGAGAAAGAAGGAGUACAUGUCCCGGCGUAUGUCAGAGAUGGACCGGCUGCUGUGCGAGCGCCACCUCUUCCACGGCACCUCGACAGACGUGGUGGAGGGGAUCUGCAAGCACAACUUUGACCCGCGAGUCUGCGGCAAACAUGCGACGAUGUUUGGUCAGGGCUCCUACUUUGCCCGCAAGGCUGUCUACUCUCACAACUUCUCCAAGCGCUCGUCCAAAGGUGUCCACUGCAUGUUCCUGGCCAAAGUCCUCACUGGCAGGUUUACGGUAGGAAAUCCCUCCAUGCGACGGCCUCCACCAAUCAACCCGCGCGACGCCUCCAGUGACCUUUAUGACUCCUGUGUGGACAACUGGAUGGACCCUCAGAUUUAUGUCAUCUUCAACGACGACCAGAGUUACCCUUACUUUAUCAUCCACUAUGAGGAGGUACCCAGCACUGUAGCCGUCUAACCCCUGGAUCAGACCUGGAUCUGUGUGUAUUUGCAAAUAACUGUUCAUAGUUUGCUUUAGUCUGUUAAGGUUUUAAAUCGGCGGAGUUUGCCGCUUAAGAGGAAAAGGAUCAUUACAGUGCUUAAAUUUAGUGUACUGUUGCUUCAACCAAUUCUAUUUGAAUCAUCUUUUUAGCCCUAAUCGUGUCCCUGCUGCUGCAGAUGAAACAAAAGCUAUGACAUAUUUGCAAAUAUCCAGUGGCCCUGGUCUGUAGCCAACUUGAUCCAACUAGACUAGACUGCAGUCAGACACAAGGAGACAAAACUGGACAAGCAAAGGACGGCACCUGUUUUAUCCAGCGUUAAGAAGUAGAUGAGAAAUCAUAACAGCUGAAACACUUGGGAGCGUAUUUUAAUACCACACGUCAUUGUCUGCUUCAGACAGAAGCCUUGUGAUUGUCAUCCGACAAAAGAGGAUUGAAGCUAUCUUAUUACUUUGGAGCUGAUGCAGGCAAAAAACAAAAAACAAAGCUAGUCCUCUCAGCAUUUUUGACUUAGUUGUAUGACUGUACAUGAACUCCACCAUCAGGACAGGAGCCGUGAUAGACGGUUAGAAUCUCGCCAGGACCGUGAACGAGCAGCUGGCUGUUAAUAUUAUUUUGAGGAAGCAGAAACCGGUCAGUGGCUUUUCAUAGAAACACCAAUGCAACACUGACCCCCCCACCCCA
This is a messenger RNA of Solea senegalensis (Senegalese sole), 3167 nucleotides long. Its product is annotated as TCDD-inducible poly(ADP-ribose) polymerase. The record is from RefSeq and is a predicted model, not a curated record. The coding region runs from base 323 to 2461 and encodes 712 amino acids. Lineage: Eukaryota; Metazoa; Chordata; Actinopteri; Pleuronectiformes; Soleidae. Gene Ontology annotation, molecular function: NAD+ poly-ADP-ribosyltransferase activity; zinc ion binding. The transcript is spliced from 7 exons.